GGGCUCCUGGGCAGGCGGGCGCGUCCCAGAGCCGACGGGAAAGAGUGCAAGUGGGCGGUUUAUGAUUCUGCGCUGUGCUGGGGCAAGUGAGCUUAGCUCUUUAAUUUUCCCCUAGUAACCUAUGUGGGUGAACUUGAAACGGCGGGCCUGGCCUGAUAGGGAGUCUUUCACCGGUUGCCUUGGUGUCCUGUCCUGGUAGGAGAACGAUGUCUGGGAGAAGACCAGGACUUCGUUUUGGGGUGCUAGGGACGCACCAGAGGAUUAGGGUGCCCUGGCUCUGGUCUUUGCAAAGUCCGGACAGGUGCACCUGAAAUGAACGCCCAGAUUGGCUGUUAAAACUGAACUUUUAAAAAAUUUAUUUUUUAUUUUUUGGCGGUGGAGAUAUCUGUCGUCUGUGAAUCGAGUACCGUGAUGUGGUUAGGGUGGCACUUUUUAUUUUUUCUGGGUUAACGAACCCUCCCUUUUCUUUUUAACCGGGUGACACAGAAGCAAUCUUGUUGCCUUAUGUCCUGCCCAACUCUCAACAUUGGCUGGAAUCAGAGGGAAGCAGCAGGCUUGGUCCUAGGCGUUUUUGUUUGUUUGUUGGGCUGUCCUUUGUCUCUGGUGGAUUUGGACGCAAAAGAAGAUGAAAAAGGAAGGCUCCUUCAGACUGAAGCCAAAAGCUGCUUCUCUCUCACGUGCUGUGAGUUGGAUAAAUUUCUCCUCCUUGUCCAGGCAGACAAAGAGGCUGUUCCGCAGUGAUGGGGAGCUCUCGGUGGGCGAGCAGCAGGUGGGAGCUGACGAUGAGAACUGGAGAUACAGAACCCAGCCCCGGAAAGCGGUUUCCAACCUAGACGAGGAGAGUCGAUGGACAGUGCACUAUACUGCCCCAUGGCACCAACAGGAAAAUGUGUUCCUUCCUUCCACUAGACCCCCAUGCGUUGAGGACCUGCACCGCCAAGCCAAGCUCAACCUCAAAUCAGUAUUGAGGGAAUGUGAUAAACUGAGGCACGAUGGGUACCGAAGCUCUCAGUACUACUCUCAGGGACCCACCUUUGCGGCCAGCUCCAGCCCGCUCAGCGACGAUGACCAGGAUGGCGAUGCUGACACCGAUCACAAGUAUCCUCUGUCUUCCUCAGAAGAGGAGAGGCACAUUUCCAUCCGGCGACCUAAAACACCAACCUCAGGUGACUUCUCUGACCUUAAUACGCAGACCAACUGGACCAGGUCACUUCCACUGCCAACACCAGAAGAGAAGAUGCGGCAGCAAGCACAGACAGUCCAGGCUGAUGUGGUUCCCAUUAACAUAACCGGGGAGAAUUUCGAUCGCCAGGCCAGCCUUCGGCGGUCUCUAAUUUACACAGACACUCUGGUAAGACGACCGAAGAAAGUCAAAAGGAGAAAGACUAUUACAGGAGUCCCUGACAACAUACAGAAGGAGCUAGCGUCAGGCACUAGCCAAGAGGAUGUGGGUGACUGCUCUGUGUAUGCCGGGGACCACUGCUCCACCCUGGGAAGGCUUAAUGGCUACCACCCUGCUGGGCAGCGCUCGGAAACCCGGGACUCCAGCUGCCAGACCGAGGACGUGAAGGUCGUGCCACCUUCUGUGAGAAGAAUCAGGGCAUAUAAGGGGCAAGGCAUCGCAGCCCAGAUGAGCCACUUCUCUGGCUCCUCCGGCAACAUGUCGGUGCUGAGUGAUUCGGCCGGAGUGGUGUUCCCCUCUCGCCUCGAUGGCGAUGCUGGCUUCCACAGCCUCCCGCGCUCUGCGGUGAGGACGCGCCUUCAGUCACUAGGUGCCUUGGGCCCUGCCGAUGAGGUGGAUGGCACUUUACCCUACCAGAGGGGUCGUUUACAAGGAGACGAGAACCUGGCUUCCUUGGGAGGGUUCUCUAGGACUGGAAUGCUUCUAAGACCCCGAUCUGAAGAGCUGCGGCCCUUUGAGAGUGAAAAUUUGACAAGUCCUGCAUGUGUGGUCUCUCCCCACGCCACCUACUCCACCAGCAUCAUCCCAAAUGCCACUCUCUCCUGCUCCUCCGAGAUCAUGGUUCUUCAUACUGCUCAGAGUGCAGGGCAGCUAGAAGGUAAAAUGACCGGCUCAUCCCCGUACCUGAAGGUCACUCCCCGUGACCACUUCACCACCAGGCGUGCUGCCAGGGAUGGACACCAGCUUCCGGGUGAUCACUGGAGUGACCACUCCCCAACCAUCCUUUCCCAAGCCUUUGACACCCAAGGCCCCGGGGUGUCGCUCUGUGAUUCAGAAGUGCCUCUGGGCAACCCAGUUCAUAGGGAAAAUGGCUCCCACGUCCUAACCUACCACUGUAGAAAUAAUCUCAGCUUCCCAGGCCACACCCACGAUAUGGAUGGCAAGAGCGAGUCUAGCUCCUCAGGGGGCAGAGCUUCAGGGCCUGAACACGCUUCCCCAUUGAAGCCACAUCCAACCACCCCGGGUCACUCCUCUCCCACAAGUAACCUGAGCAGCUGCAGCCUGGACCAGACAUCCAACAGAGAGGACGGAAGCUCGGUGUAUUCAGAGGAGCACAACUGCUACCCACUGCGGCGCACAGACUCUGCGCUCGGGUCCAGCCACGUGGGCAGCGGAGCCGAUGGCUUCGGAAACCCCAGGCACAGUGUGGUAAACGUUUUCGAUGGUGGAAGACCUCCGAGAAGCCAAGGUGACCGGCCAAACGACCACGACAAAUCCCUUUCGAGAAACAUCUCUCUGAGGAAGGCCAAGAAGCCUCCCCUACCACCCUCCCGGACAGACUCCCUCCGCAGGGCACCCAAGAAGAACGGCCAGUCUAACGGGCAGGUGCUCAAUGAGAGUCUGAUCGCCACGCUCCAGCACUCGCUGCAGCUGAACCUGCCGCCCGGCCUGGGCGGUGCUGGCGGCGGCAGCUCGCCCUCGCACAGCCCUUGCAGUGACCUGGAGGAGUCGUGGCUGCCACGCUCGCGGAGCCAGAGCACGGUCAGCGCCGGCAGCAGCCUCACCUCCGCCACCACAGCCAACGUCUCCUCUAUGGGUGGCGCCACACCUGCGCCAAGUGACACGAGCAGCGUCAAGUCCGAGUACGCCGAUCCAUGGUGCUACUACAUCGACUACACUGGCCUUCAGGAGGACACGGCUGGCCCCGGGGUGCCCGCAGCCAACGGUCCAGUCCGCCAGGGCCCUGAUGGAGCCAGGGCUGCCAUGCCACCACCAGGGCCCGGGACUGCAGUCAAACCAAAGGUGCCAUCGCCAGAGAAGUGCCACCGGGUCACUUCGCCAUCCAGUGGGUAUUCCAGCCAGUCCAACACACCCACCACACUCACCCCAGUGCCUGUGUUUCUGAAGUCGGCAUCACCAGCCAAUGGGAAGGGGAAAGCCAAGCCCAAGGUACCAGAAAGGAAGUCCUCCUUGAUCUCAUCCAUGUCCAUUUCCUCCUCGUCCACUUCCCUCUCCUCCAAUGCCUCCACCGAGGGCAGUGGCACUGUGAAGCGGCUGGAGCCGGCCCUGGCCUCGCCCCCUGCCCUGCCGCCUCAUCAGGCUGACAGGUCUCUCCUUCCCCCUCCGCCUCCAACCGAUGGCUCCGAGGAGCCCCCUUUGCCUCUCUCCCCCGUGUUCCCCCCUCCGCCGCCGGAAGCCCUCAUGCCCUUCUGCUCUCCAACCUCCUACGGGGUCCUCCCUCCACCUCCACCACCACUCAGUCCCCUGCUCCCAGGCACCUCGGCUUCCCUGCCAUUGCCCCCACCAGCUCCCCCUCUUGACCCCAAAUUCAUGAGGGACCCCAGGCCCGCUGGCCGACCCGAGCCCUCCCGGGAGGCCCUGAAAUCACCUUCCAGCAGGGAAGAAGGCAGCAGGCCCCCCAUGCCGCUCAUCACCACCGAGGCGCUGCAGAUGGUGCAGCUGAGGCCAGUGAGGCGGCACCCCAGCGCCAAGGUGGCAGCAUCACCCGAGUGCGCAGCUCAGGAACAAGGAACUCCAGCCUCUCCGCCGUGCCACUUAAAGCCAUCUGCCGUUCUGAAAGCCCGAAAUAGCAUAAAUGAGAUGGAGAGUGAAAGCCAGCCUGCCUCUGAGACGAGCUCGCUUCCGACGCCUGCCAGGAGCUCCAGUCUGGGUGACCAUGACCAACCAACCGAGCGAGGCGACCCUACACAGCACAGCCCAGGAGCUCUGUGCUCCAGAGCGGGCCAGGCAGGGGCUCAGCACGGCCCAGGGUCCGCCCCCCUCCCAGACUCUUCUCCCAGCAGGAAGCCGCCCCCUAUUUCCAAGAAGCCCAAACUGUUCCUUGUGGUGCCACCCCCGCAGAGAGACUGCGCCGCCCAGCCUGCAGAGAACGUGAGCCCCGCCUUCCCAGCCACCCCCAGCCCCAGCAGGGCCGAGGAGGGCUCUGUGCACAGCCAAGGUACCGGAGAGAUUUCAGGGACCCCUGUCGGCUCUCAUGUGCCCAGCCCAGGCAGCUCGCUCACGGAGGCAGGAGCUGCAGGAGUUGUGUGCCCCAGCAAAGUGGAAACUGAUGUCCCCAUGGUACAGCCCAAUUCCUCACCAACUCUUAAGCAGGAUGAGCCAGCAGAGAGUAAUCCAGACGAUGGGGGCAACGCGGAGAGCUGCCUGUCUCAACAGGACCAAGAAGCUGUGGUUCCAGAAGCCAGCCCAUCCUGUGCUGCCUCGGAGAUCUUUGACCCCCCUAAGGAAGAGGGCAGUGAUGAGGUGAUGACCCCCAGCCGGCCCAGGACCACAGAAGACCUUUUCGCAGCUAUUCACAGAUCCAAAAGGAAAGUCCUUGGGCGCAAAGAUUCAGACGAGGAGCACUCCCGAAACCACUCCCCUUCGCCGCCCGUGACACCCACUGGCUCCGCCCCCAGCUUGUCCUCCCCCAAGCAAGUGGGGUCCAUUCAGAGAAGCGUCCGAAAGAGCAGCACCAGCAGCGACAACUUCAAAGCCUUGCUGCUGAGAAAGGGCAGUCGUUCCGACACGGGCGCCCGCAUGUCUGCGGCCGAGAUGCUCAAGCACACCGACCCGAGGUUCCAGAGGUCCAGGUCGGAGCCUGCGCCCGACACCCCUGAGAGCCCGUCCAGCUGCUCUCCAAGCAAGAACAGAAGGGCUCAAGAGGAGUGGGCCAAGAACGAAGGCCUCAUGCCUCGGAGCCUGUCCUUCUCCGGCCCCAGGUACGGGCGCAGCAGAGCGCCGCCCUCGGCAGCCAGCAGCAGGUACAGCAUGCGGAAUCGGAUUCAGAGCAGCCCCAUGACCGUCAUCUCAGAAGGAGAGGGAGAAGGCCUGGAGAUCACGGACCCCAGAGCUCGCCACCCGCUGGGUACUGCGAAGGGACACUGCUUGGACGGACUGGCAGGGGAUGCGAUGGACCAGGGGAGCCUGGCCCGAGGCGUGGAACCUACAGAUGGGACAACAGGUGCAGAGGGUGGGGGUCCACCAGAUCAGCGGGAGGAGAGUUAGGGAGAACCCCCUUGGGUGAGGUGGGAGGCGAGCAGUGAAUGCUUAGCUCUAGGAAGCCUGUGAAUCCUUUCCUGCCUUGCCCAGAAUGGGGUUAGACUCAGUGGC
Molecule: messenger RNA, 5515 nt
Organism: Ochotona princeps (American pika)
Lineage: Eukaryota; Metazoa; Chordata; Mammalia; Lagomorpha; Ochotonidae
Gene: NHSL1
Product: NHS like 1
Exons: 8
Coding region: 626-5410 (1594 amino acids)
Biological process (GO): cell differentiation
Source: RefSeq, a predicted model, not a curated record